Molecule: messenger RNA, 1501 nt
Organism: Paraglomus occultum
Lineage: Eukaryota; Fungi; Glomeromycota; Glomeromycetes; Paraglomerales; Paraglomeraceae
Source: the annotation of a GenBank genome assembly
AUGCACACACUCGACCUUGCCAACUUUCCCGUCACCGACACUUUGAAGAUGCUAGCUUCUCUACUAGCAAAAAUGACACAAGCAAACGACCAAAUAAAAUCUCGCGCACACUCCCACUCUGAUUCCUCUUCUACCAGCACUUCUUCUCCUUCCUUCACGCGGUUUCAUGCGCGCUCAGUACCUUCGAUCGACAUAUAUUCUUAUCUGGCCAGGAUCUUGAAGUAUUGUCCGACAACAAAUGAGUGUUUCCUAUCAUUGUUGGUAUAUUUCGAUCGCAUGUCAAAGAAUGCCUUGGCUACAACAGGGAAGCCAUUUUCAAUAGACAGUUUCAAUAUCCAUCGGUUGAUAAUUUCGGGAAUUAUGGUGUCGUCAAAGUUCUUCUCGGACGUCUUUUUCACUAAUUCACGGUAUGCUAAGGUUGGAGGUCUGCCGGUAUCAGAGCUGAAUCAUUUGGAAUUGGAGUUUCUCAUAUUAAACGAAUUCCGAUUAUCCAUAAGUGUAGAAGAGCUCCAAAGAUACGGAGAUCAACUACUAAGACAUUGGGUAAUGGAGGAGGAAAUGAGAUCGAACGGAAGCAUAUACGAUAGCAUACGAUUUGGUCCUAAUAGUCCCAGCGGGAGAUGGGACCCACAUGAAAAAAACUCUAUAAGUAAAAGAUCACGGCGUCACCCGUCGAGUGACGACACCAAUACAAGCAAAGGCGGCGGUCCUAAAGCAGUAAAAGAAGAAGACCAAGACAAUCAUCACUACUCGCGAACUCAUCGUAGAGAUAGCAGCCUUUCUUCAGCGAAAUCAUUGAACAUUUCAUCUUAUCAUACACCAUUAACAUCUUCCCCCACAUCUUUUGCAUCUCCCAGAAAAGCAGCAUCGUCAGGUCGCGCUCACUCAACCUCUGGAACAUCUCCCAACUCUUCGACAGUUCAUCUAAAUGGCACAUCAUCUCAAGCGAUAACUAACGGGUCUCCAAUGCGGGGGCCAUACCCGUCUACCGCAUUCAAUACACACCACAUGCAUUACCCUAACGUACACAAAGCUUACCCUUCUGCACACCAUCAUAAUUCACAACAUCAACGCUCAGUUAGUUUAGAAUCUACAAUCAAGCGAGCAAGUAGUAGUGGCUCAUUACUUAAUCUCAAUAGAUCACGAAGCGGUGAUCUCACGGACGACUUGCAACAGUAUCAUCAUCAAUCAUCUCCAAAACAGAUAAACCCCGAAGAUGUUGCCUAUCGAACUGCAGCUCCGCCAUUCCCGAAUGCGCCUCCACCACAAAUAACAACGACUAGUGCAUUAAACGUCACUAACCCCAAAUAUGCAAGUAGUACUGGAAAUCUCUCGAACGGUGCAUCACAUAAUAUCUCUUCAAUGAUACGAAGAAUGUCGCAUGAUUCUCCUGUAAAUAGCUUUCAACAAGUUCCCAACACGUAUCACUAUUCGACCUAUCCCCCACAACCGAACGCAAAUUCAUCGCAACCAUCGACAUCAAUGUCAACAUUUCCGCCUA